AUGAUGGUAAACCAUGCGGUGGACCAUCUCGACUCAAGCAGACCACAACCAAUGAUUGUGUCUACACCGUAUCACUUUCAACCACAAACUAUGAAUUCUGUACCACAGUAUCAACCUGUGAUCGGAGUACCUUAUGGAUUUCAACCAUCACCAGAAAGUCUCGGAUAUCUACCUCCAAAUCUAAAGACUAAUUACAAGAUACCAGGACCCCAACCUCAAUAUCCUGAUGACCCUUCACGAUUUGUUCGCCAUGGUUAUGUUCAUCAUCCUAUCCAACCUAAUCGGCAACCAGCAGAUCCAAGAUUUCAAGCUCUGUUAAAUCAAGGCCAAGUGAAUGAAUUUCAUUUGAGAAAACAGUGGUUGAAUGGGAUUGUUCAAAAAAGACAGAAAGUCACACAGAAUGCUAAGCAGAAAGUUAUCAAAUCAACCAGAAAAGGUAAAAAACCAUCACCAUUAGGAGUUAAGAAAGUGAACAAAAACGUUUCAAAUAAGAACAAAGGCAAAGUGCUUACCAAUGGCAGACCCAACCAAGCCUAUUAUCCACUUAUUCGAUCACCAAAAGAUAUACAUGAAGGGAUUUCAGCAGGAAUGAAAUCAACCAUCACCGAGGUUUCAAACACAGUCAAUAAUCGAGCUGUUGCUAAUCUCCUUCAAUUAAAUGCACGCAAAGUGAUGUUGGAGAGGGGACCAAAAACAUUACAAGAUCAAGUCAUGCUCGAACGAGUAAAGGGUGUAAUUUGUCAAAUACUUCAGAAACAUUUGAAUCUACCACAUGGUCUCAUCCCCGAAAAUCUUGAGCCUACCUUGGCUAAUGUUCUACAAUGGAAAGAAGGAUUAAUGAAAGCCCAAGUAGCUCAUACAAACGAGUACCGUCAAUUGGACAGUUUACUCGAUCAAGCGAAGAAGACACCUUUACUAGUAGAGAUACCAACAUCUGGAGCAACUGAAUCGGUUGGAUCUACAAUAUCUGGUGAUGAUUUAAAAACAAGUGAAGAAGUAGACUCUGAACUUACAAAAUUGAGCCUUGGUCCUUCAUCUAAUUAUGAAGUAGCAAGUAAAAGGUUUCAAAGAAUUCCUACAUUCGAUUUGAAUAAGGAACCAGUUGCUUGA
This is a messenger RNA of Melampsora larici-populina 98AG31, 1110 nucleotides long. RefSeq lists its product as uncharacterized. Lineage: Eukaryota; Fungi; Basidiomycota; Pucciniomycetes; Pucciniales; Melampsoraceae. The transcript has 4 exons. The record is from RefSeq and is a predicted model, not a curated record. Bases 1 to 1110 code for a protein of 369 amino acids.